AUGGAUGAUAUAUUUACAUUAUCCAGAACGGUGUGCAAAGGUGUUAUGGACAGUUUCAAAGGUGUCACUGUACUUUUUGUGCAAAAUAAGCGGUCAAAGAAAGUUGGCAGACCAGUAAACUUACCAAAAGAUCAAAAAAUGUUACAACGAAUAAUUCAAUGUUGUACAUUAAAUGGUGGCAUAUUUUGUUUAAGUAUAGUUAUUUUUGAAUAUGUUAUUCUACCUUCUUUAGGCUAUAUAAUGUCAUUUACAUUUGGAAAUUUUAAUGAAAAUAUUUGGUUAUGGACCCGAUCACUAUUGUCAUGGACAUUUGGAGCUGUAUGGGUCUUACCAAUAUUUUUGCUGAGCAAAAUAAUUAACAGUCUAUGGUUUCAAGAUAUCGCAGACAUAGCGUAUAAACAAAAAAAAGGUGAUCCACAACAGUUGACACGGAUUAGUAAAGUGAUAGCAGACUUUUCGUUUAGUAUAGUUGUCCAGUUCUUAUUUCUCAUUCAAAGUUAUUUAGUAAGUAUGGUGCCAUCAACAAUUCUUAGCAAUAUUCUUAGUAUUUUGCAUUUAUCAUUACUUUAUUCACUUUACUCAUUUGAAUAUAAAUGGUGCAAUAUGGGCAUGGAGCUAAAUUCAAGGUUAUCCAUUAUUGAAAACUGUUGGCCAUAUUUCCUUGGAUUUGGACUUCCACUAGCAGUUGUCACAUCUUUGCCAGAAUCAUAUAUUAUUAGUGGUUGUCUGUUUUCAAUUCUAUUUCCUGUGUUCAUUAUCAGUGCUAAUGAAGUCAGUCCAUCUAAAAUUAAAAUAUUUAGAUUGAAACUAUUUGCACCGGUUCUAUCCAUAACUAGUACCAUAUUCAAUCGCUCCAUUGGUCCAUCUAUAAAAUCUUCAAUGAGUACUGUAUCUAAAGCUCAAAAAAUGCAUAAAUGA
Macrosiphum euphorbiae (potato aphid) is the source of this 918-nucleotide messenger RNA. The record is from the annotation of a GenBank genome assembly. Lineage: Eukaryota; Metazoa; Arthropoda; Insecta; Hemiptera; Aphididae.